CGCGGCCCAGCCCGGGGCACCACCACAGGUCAGGAUUCUGUAGGAGCCUGAUUUUAGAAUUCACAAGAUCACCUGAAGUACUAGAGAAAUAUGAAUUAUUAAACCUACGCUCAGCUCAAGUUAGCAACUAGACUGGUGUGACAACCUGUUUUUAAUCAGUGACUCAAAGCUGUGAUCACCUCGAUGUCACCGAAUGGCCACAGCUUGUAAAAGUGCCAGCAGGUUUAUUUUUUGUUUUGCAAGCCUGCUCUGCCUCCUUACAAUAUGACAUCUGAUGCUGGAGGGUCGCACUUUCAAAAAUGAGUCAGCUGGUACAUGGGGUUAUCAUCAGUUUUUAGCUCUUCUGUCUGGGAGAUACAAGUUUGGAAGCAAUCUUGGGGUUCUUACCCACAAGGCUGGUGGAGACCAGGUGUGUCACGAAGAUCACCAGGAGAACCUCACUCUGACGACAUCGAAGCUAGCCGAAUCUUUUCAGUCCCACUUCCACUGGAGAGACUGGAAUCUGACAGCUAUUCAGUGGGGAAGCGAGCAGCUGCAAAGCAUCUAAUAGAACGCUACUACCACCAGUUAACUGAGGGCUGUGGAAAUGAGGUCUGCACGAAUGAGUUUUGUGCUUCCUGUCCAACUUUUCUUCGUAUGGAUAACAAUGCAGCAGCUAUUAAGGCCCUCGAGCUUUAUAAGAUUAAUGCAAAACUCUGUGAUCCUCAUCCCUCCAAGAAAGGAACCAGCUCAGCUUACCUUGAAAACAACUCUAAAGGUGCCCAUAACAACUCCUGCACUGAUAGGAAAAUGAACAAGAAGGAAGUACAAGGCCCCAGAGAUGAUUUUAAAGAUGUGACUUACUUAACAGAAGAAAAAGUAUACGAAAUUCUUGAAUUAUGUAGAGAGAAAGAGGAUUAUUCCCCUUUAAUACGAGUUAUUGGAAGAGUAUUUUCUAGUGCUGAGGCCUUGGUUCAGAGCUUCCGUAAAGCCAAACAACAUACGAAGGAAGAACUGAAAUCUCUUCAGGGAAAAGAUGAAGACAAGGAUGAAGAUGAAAAGGAAAAAGCUGCAUGUUCUGCUGCUGCUAUGGAGGAAGAUUCAGAAGCAUCAUCCUCAAGGAUAGGUGAUAGCAACUCUCAAGGAGAUAACAACUUACAAAAAUUAGGCCCUGACGAAGUAUCUGUAGAUAUUGAAGCAAUCAGAAGAGUCUACAACAGAUUGCUUUCUAAUGAAAAAAUAGAAACUGCCUUUCUUAAUGCACUUGUGUACUUGUCACCUAAUGUGGAGUGUGACUUGACUUAUCACAAUGUGUACUCUCGGGAUCCUAAUUAUCUGAAUUUGUUCAUUAUUGUCAUGGAGAAUGGCAAUCUUCAUAGCCCUGAAUAUCUGGAAAUGGCUUUGCCAUUGUUUUGCAAAGCAAUGAGCAAGUUACCCCUUGCAGCCCAAGCAAAACUGGUCAGAUUGUGGUCUAAAUACAGUGCAGACCAGAUUCGGAGAAUGAUGGAAACGUUUCAACAGCUUAUUACUUACAAAGUCAUAAGCAAUGAAUUUAAUAGUCGUAAUCUAGUGAAUGAUGAUGAUGCCAUUGUUGCUGCUUCAAAGUGCUUGAAAAUGGUUUACUAUGCAAAUGUAGUAGGAGGAGAGGUAGAUACAGAUCAUAAUGAAGAGGAGGAUGAAGAACCCAUCCCAGAAUCCAGUGAAUUGACACUUCAGGAGCUUUUGGGAGAGGAGAGAAGAAACAAGAAGGGUCCUCGAGUAGACCCACUAGAAACUGAACUUGGUGUUAAAACUAUAGAUUGCAGAAAACCACUUAUCCCUUUUGAAGAGUUUAUUAAUGAGCCACUGAAUGAUGUUCUAGAAAUGGACAAAGAUUAUACUUUUUUCAAAGUAGAAACAGAAAACAAAUUCUCUUUUAUGACUUGUCCCUUUAUAUUGAAUGCUGUCACCAAGAACCUGGGAUUGUAUUAUGAUAAUAGAAUCCGAAUGUACAGUGAACGACGCAUUACUGUGCUCUACAGCUUAGUUCAAGGACAACAGUUGAAUCCAUAUUUACGACUCAAAGUCAGACGUGAUCAUAUCAUAGAUGAUGCACUUGUCCGGCUAGAAAUGAUUGCCAUGGAGAAUCCUGCAGACUUGAAGAAGCAGUUAUAUGUGGAAUUUGAAGGAGAACAAGGAGUUGAUGAAGGAGGUGUUUCCAAAGAAUUUUUUCAACUAGUUGUGGAGGAAAUCUUCAACCCAGAUAUUGGUAUGUUCACAUAUGAUGAAUCUACAAAACUGUUUUGGUUUAAUCCAUCCUCUUUUGAAACUGAGGGUCAGUUUACCCUGAUUGGCAUAGUACUGGGUCUGGCUAUUUACAAUAACUGUAUACUGGAUGUGCAUUUUCCCAUGGUUGUCUACAGGAAACUAAUGGGGAAAAAAGGAACUUUCCGUGAUCUGGCAGACUCUCACCCAGUUCUUUAUCAGAGUUUAAAAGAUUUGCUGGAGUAUGAGGGAAGUGUGGAAGAUGACAUGAUGAUUACUUUCCAAAUAUCUCAGACAGAUCUCUUUGGUAACCCAAUGAUGUAUGAUCUAAAGGAAAAUGGUGACAAGAUCCCCAUUACAAAUGAAAACAGGAAGGUGAUUCAGGUAGAGGUUAAGGUGAAGAUAAAAUGAUCAAGAGAGAUUUGACAGACUGAUGACCACCAGAGGGAUUUGGAAGGAUAUAAAUAAAGGAAGCUGUGCUCAGAAGACAAACUUUGAAGACAUUACAAUUUUAUCCAGAACUCAGGUCAUGUUUUCUUUUUUUUUGGAAAGGAAUGUGAAUUAAGAUAUUUUUGUCAUGCAUUUGCAAACUCAGGCAAUGCUGUCUUACAUGAUCAUCAAGAUUUUUGUAAUGCUUUUUUGUUUGUUUUCACACAGCUGACUUAAUUUAUAGGUGUUUUUAAUCAACCAAUCAGCAAGUAUUAAGUUUGUACUAUGUAUGGGCCACUGUGCUAGACCCUAGAGAUGCAAAUACAAAGAAUCAAAGAAUACUUCCUCCCAAGGGGUAAUAAAUGAAAUGGCAAGUCUAAUUACUAAUAUAUACCAUGUAAUUAAAUACAAGGAAUUUUGGAAAGGAAGGCAUUAGAGUUGGAGAGAUCAUGAAAGGUUUCUGGUAGCAUGUGGUGCUUGGCCUAUGAGACAGAAUUGAAGUGCGAGUUAUUUUAGGUAUGGGGGUGAACAGUGCAAAGACGUAGAGAAGGAGAAUCUAGUGAAAGGAACAGAGAGACAGUCAGUUUGUAUGGAGUACAGGUGCAGGAAGGCAGAAUAAUGUAUAGGGAGACCAAAGAUAAGUAGGAAAGAAGCCAGUGGGGAAAGGGCUUUAAAAGCUAAAUUGGAGUUUAUAUUUUAUCCUGGAGGUAACAAGGAGUCUCUGGAAUUUACAGUGGGUAGGGUGGACUAGAGUGGUGAGACUUUGAGGCACGCACAGAGACCAUUAGAAGCUGUUGUCAUGUUCCCAGUGAGAAUGAGUGGAGAGAAAGAAUUUGAUAGGAGAGGUGUUGUGAAGCUUUGUUCACUGUAUCUACAAAAUGAUACCUGUGUAGUUUGUCUUCGUGCAUAUCUCUUCAUAGAGUAAUUGUGUUUAUGUAGAGUCUUCUGUAAAUCAGAUUUCCAUCGAAAGAAAGGUGUUCCAUUGGGGCUAAAAAGGGCAAAAACAGAAUAAAACUACAGUUCAGCCUUCCUUCAGUAACACAGAAAGAAAAUAAAUUUGUAACAAAAUACCAGCAUCCAAAAUAUAAUAUAAUAUAAAUGUGGCAUAAAAUCCAUAGUGUUAAUUUUAUGUUUUAGUACCCUAUCCUGUGGGCCUUAUAGAAGAAAUAAUGUCAAGGAGACAAUAUGGUAUGGUGGAAAGAGCACUGGCUCUGGAAUCAGAAGACCUGGGUUCAGAUCCUGUCUCUGCGACCUGUAUGAC
Molecule: messenger RNA, 3913 nt
Organism: Phascolarctos cinereus (koala)
Lineage: Eukaryota; Metazoa; Chordata; Mammalia; Diprotodontia; Phascolarctidae
Gene: UBE3A
Product: ubiquitin protein ligase E3A
Biological process (GO): ubiquitin-dependent protein catabolic process; protein polyubiquitination
Molecular function (GO): ubiquitin protein ligase activity
Source: RefSeq, a predicted model, not a curated record